CGGCCUCUGCUGCAGUCGGUGUGAGCGGAGCAUCUGGAGGAGAGCUGGCCGGCUGGGAGGUGGUGGAGGACGGGGAGAGCGAAGCUGAAGGGGGAUCCGGGAGUCAGCGAAAACAAAAAAGGGGUCAGGCCUGGAACUUGGCGAAGCGGUCACUCGUCUGGCGAUGCCGUCCAACACAGUCGCCACCGCCGCCGCUGCAUUCAAGAGCUCCGACUUCAACUGUGACACGAAUGGAAAUCAAAUGAAUGAAAGCUCUAUGGAAACCAUGAUUAUUGACGAGAUGCCUUCACUCUGCACUCCUGUCCGCAAGGUUGGACGGCCCGGCCGCAAACGCAAGCACCUCCACGUAACGUGUUACGGGCCACUGAAUCAGCUGAUGGCUAAGCAGCACAAAGAGGCGGAGCUCCAGUCAUCUCUGCAGUCUCAGAAUGGAGAAGUUGAGAGGCAUGAAAACAAAUCGAUUGAAGGUCGCCACUCCACGCUGGACAAGAGAGAUGUGGAAAAUGGGCUCUUCUGCCAAUCGGGCUGUAAGGCAGAGUCCACUUCUGAUUCCAGCCUGAGCCCUUCCCUGGAGAACGGAUUUGUCAGCAGCCAGGACUCGGAGAAGUGCGACGAGGAGACACUGCCAACUCUGCCUCGCAAAAAACGAGGGAGACGGAAACUGGAGAGGCCGACUAAAUACGUGGAGCACAAGGAGGACGAGAGCGGGGACCCUUCAAAGAAUGAGGGAGCUCGAGGGAGGCUCCGUGGGGGAGUGGGCUGGGAAGUCAGCCUUCGUCAAAGACCCAUGCCCAGAGUAACCUUCCAAGCUGGUGACCCUUAUUACAUUAGCAGGAGGACCAGGGAGGAGUUGCUGGCCAAGUGGAAGUUGGAGUUCCCUACGUUGCAGGCAGAGAAGAAGGCGAAACUGGUGUCUGUGAUGAACUCAAUGGAGGACCAUGGCGAGGUAGAGUCGGAGCCUAAAAAAGACGUAAUCACCGUCCCGCUGCUCUUUCCCCCGCCGAUGCCACCAACGCCGCCAACUCCGCCAAUGCAGCAGCAACCACCGCAGCCUCAAGCUCAACAUCAGACCAACCUCAAACCCCAGCCUUCUCCUCAGCAGCAACCUCCACCAUUCCAGCAGCAGCAACAGCAGCAGCCCACAGAUCCAGCCUCUCCAACUGUUGCCACCACACCAGAGCCUGUGUCUAUAGGGGAUGGAGACAAGACCUCACCCAAGUCCACUGAGUCAGAAUACGAGGAUGGCCGAGGUUUUGGCAUUAACGAGCUAGUGUGGGGAAAGUUACGAGGAUACUCCUGGUGGCCGGGCCGGGUCGUAUCCUGGAGGAUGACUCGACGCAGCCCAGCAGCCGAAGGCACCAGAUGGGUUACAUGGUUUGGCGAUGGCAAGUUUUCUGUGGUCUGUGUUGAGAAACUGUUGCCUUUGAGUUCCUUCCACAACGCCUUUCACCAGCCAACCUACAAUAAGCAACCAAUGUACAAGAAAGCCAUCUUUGAGGUGCUACAGGUAGCCAGCACUAGAGCAGGCAAAACCUUCCUCUCUUGCCCAGCGAGCGACGACACUGACUCUUCAAAGUUAGUAGAUGUGGAAAAUAAAAAGAUGAUUGAAUGGGCCAUGUCUGGAUUUCAACCCACGGGACCUAAAGGCCUGGAUCCACCUGAAUCGGAGCCCUAUGAGAUGUGUGAGUGGGUGGAGCCAGAGGCGGCGUCAUACUUGCCCCCACCAGCCAAAAAGCCCCGCAAGAGCACAGUCACAGAGAAACCCAAGGUCAAAGAAAUGAUCGACGAGCGGACUCGAGAGAGGCUUGUGUUCGAUGUCCGUCAGAAAUGUAGAAACAUUGAAGACAUCUGCAUCUCCUGCGGCAGCCUGUAUGUUUCCCUGGAGCACCCGCUCUUCAUUGGAGGAAUGUGCCAGAGCUGUACGAACUGCUUUCUAGAAUGUGCGUAUCAAUACGAUGACGAUGGCUACCAGUCCUACUGUACCAUCUGCUGUGGAGGGAGGGAAGUGCUCAUGUGCGGAAACAAUAACUGUUGCAGGUGUUUCUGUGUAGAGUGUGUGGAUUUGUUGGUGGGUCCUGGUGCGGCGCAGGCAGCUAUUAAAGAAGACCCAUGGAAUUGCUAUAUGUGUGGACUGAAGACUCAGUAUGGCCUGUUGGAGCGCCGGGCUGAUUGGCCUUGCAGACUGCAGCACUUCUUUGCCAACAAUCACGACCAAGAAUUUGAACCACCAAGGCUCUACCCUCCGGUUUUGGCAGAGAACAGAAAACCCAUUCGCGUCCUGUCACUUUUUGAUGGGAUCGCAACAGGGCUGCUGGUUCUAAGGGAGCUGGGCAUCCAGGUGGAGCGUUAUGUGGCCUCAGAAGUGUGCGAGGACUCCAUCACUGUAGGCAUCGUCCGGCACCAGGGGCGCAUUAUGUAUGUGGGUGACGUGAGACAACUCACCCGAAAAAACAUCCAGGAAUGGGGUCCUUUUGAUCUGGUCAUCGGUGGAAGUCCAUGCAACGAUCUGUCCAUAGUGAAUCCAGCAAGAAAAGGUCUCUACGAGGGCACCGGUCGGCUCUUCUUCGAGUUUUAUCGGCUGUUACACGAGGCCCGACCUAAAGAAGGAGAUACCAGGCCGUUCUUCUGGCUCUUUGAGAAUGUGGUGGCCAUGGGCGUCAGCGACAAAAGGGACAUCUCUCGCUUUUUAGAGUGCAACCCAGUGAUGAUUGAUGCCAAGGAAGUGUCUGCAGCCCACAGAGCACGCUAUUUUUGGGGGAACCUGCCUGGCAUGAACAGACCAAUGUCUGCCAUGUGCACUGAUAAACUGGAUCUUCAAGACUGUUUGGAGCAUGGCAGGACAGCUAAGUUUGGUAAAGUGCGGACCAUCACUACUCGGUCGAAUUCCAUAAAGCAGGGGAAAGACCAGCAUUUUCCUGUUUUCAUGAAUGAUAAGGAGGACAUCCUGUGGUGCACUGAGAUGGAGAGGGUGUUCGGCUUUCCUGUCCAUUACACAGACGUGUCGAACAUGAGUCGUCUGGCCAGGCAGAGGCUGCUGGGACGGUCGUGGAGCGUCCCGGUCAUCCGUCACUUGUUUGCACCACUCAAAGAGUACUUCGCCUGCGUCGGAACUUAAACUCAGCACAGAUGAGAAAAAAUCGAAAUAUGAUUUAACACCAAGAGCAUCAAAACCAAGCUCUUAUCUGUUAUUUGCAACAUCUAAAACGGUAUUUCAUGUUGGGUUUCUAUUUUCAUCAUUCUGUUUUGGAAUAAUUGACUCUUUUUUUUUUUUUUUUUUAAUUCUAUUUAAUUUUUAAAAUAAUUAUUCUUUGACUUUUUAGCAGUGUUAUCCGGUAUUUGGUUUAUGUGUGAAAGCUAUACUUGAGACAUGGCCUCCUUUUAAAGGCACUGAAAGAUGACGUAACACUUCAAAGCAGAAGCGAGGAAUUUAAGAGCAUUUCUCCCAAACAUUUUUUGUUUUAUCGACUGUAGGGUCGCAAGAUCCAUCUCAUUCUACAACGGUGCACGUAUUUCCUCUCCUCCAAGCAUUUGAGCCUCGGAGAGAGCAGGACUUUUUUUAUUUUUCCUCUUCAGUGUCAGGAGAGCUCUGUCUUAACCAAUCCAAAACACCAGUUCACAAAUACCUCUUUGUUUACAGUUUCUAUAUUCAACUGAAGGUAAAAAAAAGGUACUACUGUAAUAGGUGACAACAUGGUGCUUCAAGGUGGUGAAAAACAUUGCAACUCAUGUGGUGCUACUACUCGAAAAAAAAAACUGAUCACGAGGGUCAAGUUUUGUAUUGUUGUCAGGUUAAACGAAUGACUGAAACCUUGAGAAAAAGAGAAAAAGAAACAAAUAAAUGACAAAAAAAAAAAAUAUUACAGGUCAAGCCAGGUCUGCCACAUCUCAUUUUAUAUAUCUUUUACAGUCUUUUUGUACAAUAUUCUCUGGUGCUCUUUUCAAAAAGAAAAAAAAAAAAACAACGACACCUCAGCCUUUCAAUCCUUGAGGUCUGCUUCCUUCAGUAUGCCUGCAAACCAGCCACAUGGGCGGUGAUGUUUUUUGUCAUCCAUACCUUGAAAUCAAAGGCUGUGGGGUGCUACUUUUUUUCUAGUGUCGCCCAGGCUCGAAUCAUUACUGUACAACUUUUAGCAUACGCGACGGGUACUGAACGAACGCCGAUGGUCUACUAUCGGCCAAGUGAAUUGGCGUUCGCCUGAGCCGUCCGUAAGCUAUUCUCAGUCAGGUGCAAAAUUUCAAAGGUGCGGCUUCACAAUGUUCUUCUACCUUUUUAAAGCAAUUUUUUGUGCUGCGUUACCAACAAUAUCGAGCACUUUUGUAUAUGUAUACUUCUUUAUUUCAGUUUUUUUUUUUUGUUGUUGUUGAAAUCCUUUUUUCCUUGAUUAUCGUGAAUCGUUCUCUUUUGUUUCUUGUUUUUGAUUAUGUUAUAUUGAUGUGAAACCAUUAUAUAAGGUAAUACUUUGUUGUGUACAGUAGGGCUGUGCCAAUAGAUGUGAACGAAUGAGCUAGGAUAGGAAAAAAAUCCAUCUGUCGUGCUGGUGGUGAAGGGGCCGAAUUUCGAAUAGCUCCCCUCUCAUGUUUCCAUGUGCUACAGAGUCGCUUUAUCAUAAGUCACGUCGCGAAAUAGUGUCUGCUCACCGCUAUAUAAUCCCAAAGUGAGUGUGUUUGUUCAAUAUCCCUGUAGGAAAAGUAGUCGUAUGGGGUGUCAGUGGGACAUCGCUUACUGCGUCUGGUCCCUAUAGCAGCGUAGAUCUAAAAACAUUAUUAUGUUUGCCAAUGGUGGAUGUUGACCAUGUCAAUAAUUUAGUUAUCACGCAAGCUUAUAUAGGCUAAAUUUGUGAAUUUGAUGAUUAGAAACAGGCUCUAUAAUGAAAUCCUCUUUUGUUUAUUUAAGGCAUUGCACUGCUUACAUACCUUAACAUUUGUCAUGUUUUCCAAAUUUUAUAUUCAUGCCCAGAUUUGUUUCUUUUUGUACAUUUUGUACAUAGAAAUUGUCUGUUGCUUUUUUUUAAUGACCUAUGAGAUGUACAAAUAUAAUUCUUUGCUAAUAUAUAUCAUUGAAUCAAAACAAAAAGAGGGGGGGUAAUUGACAGAAUGGCAACAGGCUAAUUGACGAGCUAUAAAGCAGCGCAUGUGUUUUGUAAUUCGUAUUUAUAUGUGGGAUAAAACUAAAGCCAGCAGACACACAACGUCAUAAGACGUUAACAUUAGGUUAGAUUUAGGUUGCCAGCAUUUAAGGACAACGUUAUUUUGAUGUCCAACAAUGACGUGAAAUGACGUUGAUAUUUGGUUGAUUUAGGGUUGUGUUGGAAAGUGACCAAAACCUUAUAUCUAGCCAGCGUCUAGGGAAAACAAUAUUUUGACGUCCAAUAACGACGUCAAACGAUGUUGAUAUUUGGUUGAUUUUAGGUUGUGUUGGAAAGUGACCAAAAUCUAAUGUCCAGCCAGCAUCUAAGGACAACGUUGUUUUGAUGUUCAAUAACGAUGUCAAAUGACGUUGAUAUUUGGUUGAUUUUAGGUUGUGUUGGAAAGUGACCAAAAUCUAUUGUUCAGCCUGCAUCUAAGGACAACAAUAUUUUGACGUCCAAUAAUGACGUCAAAUGACAUUGAUAUUUGGUUGAUUUUAGGUUGUGUUGGAUAGUGACCAAGAUCUUAUGUCUAGCCAGCAUCUAAAGACAACGUUGUUUUGAUGUUCAAUAACGAUGUCAAAUGACGUUGAUAUUUGGUUGAUUUUAGGUUGCGUUGUAAAGUGACCAAAAUCCAAUGUCUAAACAGCGUCUAAGGACAACGUUAUUUUGAUGUCAAUUGAUGUUGAUAAUUGGUUGAUAUUAGGUUGUGUUGGAAGGUGAUCAAAAUCCAAUGUCGAGCCAACAUCUUAAUUCAUAUUGACGUUAAACACUAACAUUUAUUUGUUAGGUAUUGCAACCAAAAUCCAACGUCUGAUAGUCGUCAUUGUGGUAACGUCCACACGUCAAGCUGUAACGUCAUUAGAUGUUGAUAUUUUGUUGCCUUUAGGUUGGACGUUGGACAUUGACGUCGGUCUGACAUUGGGUUCUGACUUCAACCCAAUUUUCAUUUCCAAACAAAAUACGUCAUCUCUUUUUGGUACAACGUCAAUCUGACAUCAUGUUGACAUCUUGUGCCUGCUGGGAAAGGAUGAGUUCUCUAAGUGAUUUUAACAGUCCCAUCUUUACUGCACAGCCCUACAUACAAAAGCGUGUUUCAAUUUGCUUUUUUGAUUCUUUUAAAGAGAGGGAUUGUAGGUGUUUUCCUAAGGUGCUAAACAUUUUAUCUAAUUGAGAAAAAGUAUAUUAUUUGGAAAAGAAAUAAACUUGUCUUGAUAAUGAUAAUUUUUUUUCUCUUUCGUUUGUUUCUUGUAGUAUUGGAGAAGCACUAUUAUUUACUCUCUCGUAUAAAGAUAUUAACAAAGGCAUUUUAAAUUUGUACUUGAAAAAAAUAAUGACAAAUGAUGAAAGAUUCUUAUAUUGUUUUAGAAUAGACAUUGCUGUAGUUGGUGCUUAUCUGUGGGAAAUCAUGUACUCAUAAUGGGAAAAAAUGAAAUAAAAAACUUGUAAUAAAUUUUGCUGUUAACAUGUACUUGCUUAAUAUCCAGGCAGAAUUGCUUCAAAGUCCUACAUUCCAUGCCAUGUAUUCAGCCCUCCAUUCUCUUUUGUUUCAUAGUUUUUUACAAUUUGAUUUCCUCUCUUCUUUUUAUGUUCAGUUUAAUUUGCUUUGUUUGAGUUUAUAUAUAUAUGAAUAUAUUUGGCUGUAACAGCCUCUUGUUUUCUCUCCUGACAGGUUUUCUGUAUAUCUCAGUGACACUAUUGAUAUUUGUGACCUUUGUUGUAUCAUACAAACCAUUUUUCAGGCCUUCUAUUCUUUUGCAAUCUGCUCAUACAGCAAAUGUAGCAAUCAUCCGCCACCUCUCCCCCUUUUAUGUACCCAGAACGAAGAAAAAAUGGCUCCUUAUGUACUUGUGCUGGAGAACACUUGAAUAAAUGUAUUGUUUUUUUGUGAGAAA
Danio rerio (zebrafish) is the source of this 7021-nucleotide messenger RNA. Lineage: Eukaryota; Metazoa; Chordata; Actinopteri; Cypriniformes; Danionidae. The record is from RefSeq and is a predicted model, not a curated record.